Molecule: messenger RNA, 300 nt
Organism: Coniophora puteana RWD-64-598 SS2
Lineage: Eukaryota; Fungi; Basidiomycota; Agaricomycetes; Boletales; Coniophoraceae
Exons: 1
Coding region: 1-300 (99 amino acids)
Source: RefSeq, a predicted model, not a curated record
AUGAAGCACUCGAAUGGCAUGGCGACGUACUACGGAUAUGGCCAUCCCUACGCUCAGGCGACUGCUCGUCCGCUCAUCUGGGACUACAACUGGCUAGGGACUCUUACUAUGGAACAGAGGAAGAACGAACUCUUGCAUGCUGUCUCGGAGGCUGGGGUCAAGGCAAUCGAUCUCGUCUAUGCUGAGGAAUUGUUUGCUCUGGAGGAGAACAAGAUCUCCAUUGCUAUGGAUAUUCUCGUCAAGAAGGCCUCUGUCGGCCACAGACUGAGGAGAUCACCGAUGUUUUUGCUGAACAAAUGA